AUGGGUUACUCUAUGAGUAGACUGGAGAUUGAAUCUGAACUCUGUGAUGGUGGGAAGGCCAUUCCUGAGGUUGGUAGCAGCAAGAGAGCCGGCAAAUCAUUGAACAAGUUAGACCAUGAAAUUGCUCAGGUUACCAAGUUGAAAUCAGGGCCGCAUAAACAGCUGGCUGAACUUGUUCCUGGGAUGCGGGAAUUGUCUGUUUCCACUGUUAAAAUGUUGGCAGGUAGAGAAGCUAAUUACUCAAGAAGGGGAAGAUUCUCUGCAUCUGAUCGUUGUCAUAUGCUUAGCAGAUAUUUGCCUGUCAAUGGACCUUGGCUUGUUGACCAGAUGAGCACACGAGCCUAUGUCUCACAGUUUUCAGAGGAUGGUUCUCUAUUUAUUGCUGGGUUUCAGGGAAGCCAUAUUAGAAUAUACAAUGUGGAAAAGGGGUGGAAAGUCCAGAAAAACAUUCUUGCCAAAAAUCUGCGUUGGACUGUUACUGAUACAUCUCUUUCCCCAGAUCAGCGCCAUCUCGUUUAUGCUAGCAUGUCACCUAUUGUUCAUAUAGUUGAUGUUGGGUCUGCCAGAACUGAGUCUCUUGCAAACGUUACGGAGAUUCAUGAUGGAUUGGACUUUUCUUCAGAUGAUGAUCGGGGCUAUUCUUUUGGAAUCUUCUCUGUAAAAUUUUCUACUGAUGGACGAGAAAUUGUUGCAGGAAGUAGUGAUGACUCUAUAUAUGUCUAUGACCUUGAACAAAAUAAGCUCUCCCUCAGAAUUUUGGCACACACGUCUGACGUUAAUACUGUAUGUUUUGCUGAUGAAAGUGGGCACCUUAUCUAUUCUGGGAGCGAUGAUAAUCUUUGUAAGGCAAGUUAUAUUGAUUUCUUCUAUUGA
Molecule: messenger RNA, 873 nt
Organism: Dovyalis caffra
Lineage: Eukaryota; Viridiplantae; Streptophyta; Magnoliopsida; Malpighiales; Salicaceae
Source: the annotation of a GenBank genome assembly